GCAAGCAUGGCGAACAGUGCGAACGGCGAGGACAACUCGAGGGCCAUCGGCAUCCUGCAGGACGCCCUGCAGACCCUGCAGAACGACGCGAACGCGGAUCGUGGGACGCAGGGUGGCGCCGACCGCAAGUCGAUGCGCGCCGAGCUGCGGUCACUUGACUUCUGGAGGGCCAUCAUCGCCGAGUGCAUCGGCAGCUUCUUCUACGUCUUCAUGGUGUGCGGCGCCAUCGGACAGCACUCCAACAGCAUGUUGCUGUCCACCAUCAGCGUUGCGCUUGCCACUGGAUGCGGCGCCGCUGCUCUCAUCUUCUGCUUUGGAGCCGUUUCUGGAGCUCACGUGAGUCCGGCGGUGACCAUCGCCUUGGCGGCCACAAGGAACAUUUCGCCCAUUCGAGGAUUUAUGUUCGUCACCGCGCAGUGCGGAGGCGGCAUCGCCGGAGCAGCCCUUCUCUAUGGAGUGAGCCCCAACCCAGGUAUGUUGCAGCUGGCGGCCGUACCUGGUCCUUCCUCAGCCACCGAACCCUGGCAGAUGUUCACCCAAGAGGUGGUCCUUACUUUCCUUGUUGUGCUGUGUUACUUCGUGGCACGUGGCCAGGCUAAGGCGCCGGCCGUCGGAGCCGCUUACCUCGCAACUACGCUUACCAGCUCUCCUCCGUCACUGAAUCCAGCACGAGCUCUUGGACCUUCUUUCGUUUUGCACAAAUGGGAAAGCCACUGGGUAUUUUGGUUCGGCCCUCUGCUGGGAGGUCUCAUGGCUGGAAUGUUAUACGAAUUUAUCCUGAAUCCACGCAAACUUAGUGAACGCAACAAGGGCUCAAGUUAUGGAGAUUCCUCCAGUGUCCAUAGUGAUCCUGACAACUACGAAGAUUUGGACAAAGGCUGUGCUUACAAUAGUCUUAGGGGACGUCAACCUAUUAGUCCCAUCUCGCCAGGUCUUGCUACCACAAGCAACUACUGCCUAAACAUCAAGAAUGCAGCUGAGCCUAUCUAUUCGCCUCGAUCCAUGUACACAAAGUCACCAGCACUGACCAGGGCCAACCUCAACCGCAGCCAGUCAGUCUACGCAAAGUCACCACCCGCCACUCUGCUUACUCGGGCUGGAGCUGUUCCCCCACCACCUUUGACCCCUUCGCAGUCCCUGUACCCUGGAAUGGUGUGCCGCACUUCCGUCUACAACAUGCCCCGACCUGCUCAGACCAACAUCUAUCAACUCCGUUCACCACAAACCCAGGCAGAGGCUAUCUACGGCCAGAGGCAGCAUUCGGCCAGUCCUGCUGAGGAGUCAUCCUACGGAUCCUUCAAACACAGUUCCAAGUCAAGCAGGGACUAUCCAAUGUCUCCUGGCAAUAAUGCUGGUUGCAAUUAUUAACCAAAAUAUUUGGAAGUAUUAAUAAAUUCAGUCCCUUGUUAGUUGUGAAUAAGCUGAAAAGACUUCUCCUUUUUAAUAUGUGCUGUGUACAUAUUUUUUAUGUAUUAUUCAAAUUUUCGAAUCUUAUUGCUGCUACUUUAGGAAUAAUUGUAUAAAUGUUUCAAUGUAUUUUUUAUUCAAAAAUAUGUUUGGCGUCUGACAUAAGCUGUCCAACACUGCCAUUGUUUUGAAGACCCCACCCUCUCGUUCACUUCAGGUCUGACCAUUGAGAUGUCUGAUUGUUGUUCCCAGAGGAAAAAAAUCAUCUCAUUUUCACUUGUUGAAACUUGCAUUUAUCUGCUUAUUUGCAGAUGGUCUCAUUUGUAUUUUAUAAAGAAAAAAAUAAGAUAGAAGAUUAUCAUAACCUACAAAAUAAUGCUAAAUACUGAGUGCAAAAAUCUUUUAGUCCCAUAAAUUUACAGAAGUAAAUUGCAAAGGACCUUGAAGAUUUUUAAAAAUUGUAAUAUAAAUAAAAAAUUCAGCAGAUAUUUUGAGUAGAUAGGAUUAAAAGAUAUUUUGCAUAUAGAAAAAUUAUAAAUACAAUUGGAAUAAUUUGAUUGUAAACUGUGUAAUGUAAAGAGUGAAAUAAAUCUGAAUAUUUAAUUAAAAAGCUUCAUAAUUUUUCAGCUU
Molecule: messenger RNA, 2037 nt
Organism: Neocloeon triangulifer
Lineage: Eukaryota; Metazoa; Arthropoda; Insecta; Ephemeroptera; Baetidae
Gene: bib
Product: neurogenic protein big brain
Exons: 6
Coding region: 7-1368 (453 amino acids)
Biological process (GO): transmembrane transport
Cellular component (GO): plasma membrane
Molecular function (GO): water channel activity
Source: RefSeq, a predicted model, not a curated record